AUGGCAGAUGAAAUCCUACAACACGACUCUUCUAUUGGCAGCAACCUUUCGAACAGCGAAGAAACACGAAUGCUAGGAGAAGAUGAUUUUCUCACUGAAGCUGACGAGCAGCUCGAUCCUGCGUUGAAAGCACGUGUCAAGGAGAUGGAAGACGAGGUAGAAAAGCUGAAACAGCUGCAAUCAGAGCUCGCUGUACAAAUGAACGAUGUAGAUGAUGCACCGAGUACCUCUAAAUGGGUACCACCCAUUCUGACAGCGGAAGAGAAGGCAGAGAUCGAUGGUCGCUCGAUCUACGUUGGGAAUGUAGACUACGGGGCCACAGCGGAAGAACUUCAAAAACACUUUACCGGAUGUGGCCCUAUCUAUCGCGUGAACAUCAUGUGUCAUAAAGCGGGUGGUCAGCCGAAAGGUUAUGCCUACAUUGAGUUCGGUGAGAAGGAUUCGGUUGAAACUGCGCUUGCCAUGAAUGAUAGCCUUUUCCGUGGACGGCAGAUAAAAGUGAAUGCCAAGCGUACCAAUCGACCUGGAAUGAGUACAACCAAUCGGUUCCCUCGGGGAUCACGGGGACGACGAUCCUUUGGAAUCACACGGGGUUGCAGAUAUGGAGGAUAUCGAGGGGCAACACGCAGACCCGCUCGUGGUGGGUACCGUGGGAGAGCGUCAUUCUUUGCUCCGUAUUAG
This is a messenger RNA of Toxorhynchites rutilus septentrionalis, 681 nucleotides long. RefSeq names its product polyadenylate-binding protein 2-like. The transcript has a single exon. The coding region runs from base 1 to 681 and encodes 226 amino acids. Lineage: Eukaryota; Metazoa; Arthropoda; Insecta; Diptera; Culicidae. The record is from RefSeq and is a predicted model, not a curated record. Gene Ontology annotation, molecular function: RNA binding.